AUGCUCAACGCCUCGGCAGUCCUAUCCAAACCGUCGUUAGACAUUCUGUCCCGAGAAGAAGUCCUACCGAUCAGCAACUCACAGUACUCUUCCGACUUCGCAAAAUCUGUCUACAACCUGCUCUCCGCAUUCCCUCCUGCAGCGGACCCAAUCGCAAUCUUACGUCCUAACAUACGGCAGCUGCCCCCUGGCAAGGCGAAACGUAUCCUUGUUACUGGUGGCGCCGGCUUCGUUGGCUCGCACUUGGUUGACGCAUUACUAUUGAUGGGGCAUUCUGUCAUAGCCCUCGACAAUUUUGUGACCGGCAAUCGGGAAAAUCUUGCACAUUGGGAAGGGUAUAAGGAUUUUCAGCUGGUAGACCACGACGUUGCACUGCCGUUCAUCGCCGACGUCGACGAAAUUUUCCACCUGGCCUGCCCAGCCUCUCCGCCUCACUAUCAGCGCGACCCCGUCUUUACAAUCAAUACAUGUACCACAGGCACCAUGAAUAUGCUAAAGCUUGCAAAAGAUACGGGAGCGCGGUUUCUUCUAGCAUCUACGUCAGAGGUGUAUGGAGAUCCUUUGGAGCAUCCUCAGAAAGAGACGUAUUGGGGGAACGUCAAUCCGAUUGGUCCACGUGCAUGCUACGACGAGGGCAAACGCAUUGCGGAGACCCUUACCUACGCUUUCGCUGGAUCGCAGAACGUUGAUGUCCGCGUGGUUAGGAUUUUCAACACAUUCGGGCCGCGUAUGGACCCCGACGACGGGCGAGUUGUUUCGAACUUCAUCAUCCAGGCGUUGCGCGGAACCAACAUUACCAUCUACGGAGAUGGGAGUCAGACGCGAAGCUUUCAAUACGUCCCUGACCUUGUCGCCGGGCUGAUAGCUGUCAUGGGCGGCAACUGCGUGGACCCCAUCAACCUGGGCAAUCCCCACGAAUACACUGUUAAGCAACUUGGGGAUAUGAUUCGAGAGAACAUUAACACGAAAGUCGGGAUCCGAUGCCUUCCGGCGGUGGUGGAUGACCCGCAACGUCGUCAGCCGGAUAUCACACGGGCUCGAAAGGAGGUCGGAUGGCAACCCCGCUACCUGUUGCAGGACGGGCUUCAGGAAACGAUUAAAUACUUUGCGAAGAAAUUGGCUGCUACACAGUGA
Molecule: messenger RNA, 1134 nt
Organism: Fimicolochytrium jonesii
Lineage: Eukaryota; Fungi; Chytridiomycota; Chytridiomycetes; Spizellomycetales; Powellomycetaceae
Exons: 5
Coding region: 1-1134 (377 amino acids)
Biological process (GO): D-xylose metabolic process
Cellular component (GO): cytoplasm
Molecular function (GO): UDP-glucuronate decarboxylase activity; NAD+ binding
Source: RefSeq, a predicted model, not a curated record